AUGACUACAUCUAAAGCUAAAAGUUUUGUUCUAUCAAUAUGUGAUACAGAUUUUAUUUUUGCAUUGACUUGUUUGAGUUAUGUGUUAGAGCGUACCUUGCCAUUAAGUAAAAUUUUACAGUCAUCAACUAUUGAUUUAAAAAAUGCUUCUGAAAUAGUUCAGUGCACUAUAAUUGUACUACAGAGUAAUAGAACUAAUUGUAUUUCUGAGUUUGCUAAAUUGUAUUCAGAAGUACAACAAUUGGCAUCUGGAUUAGAUAUUGAUUUAAAAAUACCAAGAAUCAAUAAAAAACAAACACACAGAGAAAAUUAUAAUUCUCAGAGCAUUGAUGAAUAUUAUUGUAUAAGCAUGUUUAUUCCAUUGUUGGAUUCAAUAAUUGAAGAUCUUAAAAGACGCUUUACAUUACCAAGUAUGGAAGCUUAUGAUUUAAGUUUAUUUAUACCAACAACUUUUUUGCAACAAAAAAUGUACUGUACCUCAGAAUAUCAAGAUAGAGUAUCUAAUGUAUCAAAGAGAUUUUCUUCGAUUGAACCAAAUAUACUACAUGGCAAAACUAUUUUAGGUGAAUUAGAAAUCUGGUGCCAAAAAUGGAAAAUAAUUGCUGAAGAAGGAAUUGAAAAAUGUCCUGAUAAUGCAAUAGAAGCCUUUUCUUCUUGUAAUGCUAAAGUUUUUCCAAACAUCAAAUCGUUUUUACAAAUAUUAUCUACAAUGCCUGUUGGAGUAGCAUCGGCUGAAAGAAGCUUUUCCACUCUUCGCAGGAUGAAAACUUGGUUGCGGUCUGGGAUGGGUGAAACGCGGCUAACAGGUCUUUGUUUAUUACACGUGCAUAGGGAAGUAAAUGUAAACGAAUUAAUACAAUCUGUCAUAGAACGCUUUGCCAAUAAAAAACAGCGACGUUUAGACUUUGUUUUGUAA
This is a messenger RNA of Macrosiphum euphorbiae (potato aphid), 915 nucleotides long. The record is from the annotation of a GenBank genome assembly. Lineage: Eukaryota; Metazoa; Arthropoda; Insecta; Hemiptera; Aphididae.